Gregarina niphandrodes is the source of this 660-nucleotide messenger RNA. Its product is annotated as N-acetylglucosaminyl-phosphatidylinositol de-N-acetylase. Gene Ontology annotation, molecular function: N-acetylglucosaminylphosphatidylinositol deacetylase activity. Gene Ontology annotation, biological process: GPI anchor biosynthetic process. Gene Ontology annotation, cellular component: endoplasmic reticulum. Bases 1 to 660 code for a protein of 219 amino acids. The transcript has a single exon. The record is from RefSeq and is a predicted model, not a curated record. Lineage: Eukaryota; Apicomplexa; Conoidasida; Eugregarinorida; Gregarinidae.
AUGGACAUAAUAGAUGGUCAUGACCGUAUUUGUUUGGUGAUGGCUCAUCCUGACGAUGAGACAAUGUUCUUUACACCGACGUUGCUGACGUUGCGCGAAUUACUGGUGGACUUUGAGAAGCAGGUCCACAUCGUAUGCUUCACGAACGGCAACAAUCAAGGUUUGGGAAAGCUGAGAGAGGAGGAACUUAACAAGUGCUUGUCUACGUUGUACGGAAUCAGUGGCAACACUCAGGUCGUGAUUUACGAUAGACCGGAAUUCCGGGACGGAACGAAGUACAUGUGGGAUGUGAGCUUGAUGACGAAACUGUUGACGGAUUAUUGCAGAGAGCGCAAAAUCGAUUGGCUAUUUACAUUUGAUCGCGACGGGGUAUCUCACCAUUCCAACCACAAGGCCUGCUGGAGGACUUGCGCGGACGUCUUGGAUCGGGGUGGUCUUGUGAAAAUAAAAGGCGCGUUCCAACUUACAUCGUUACCUCUGAUAGUGAAGUAUACCGGCAUUGUUGGAACAGUGUUGUGGAUCCUCUGCAGACAGCUCCUAGGUACUCGUGAGCACAUCUUCCUUGUCAGGCCGUGCUACCUGCAAAUGUUCAAAGGAAUGCACUGCCACAAAUCACAAUUAACAUGGUACAGGGUGCUCUUUGUUUUGUUUUCCGUGUAA